Helicoverpa zea (corn earworm) is the source of this 813-nucleotide messenger RNA. RefSeq names its product elongation factor 1-beta' (gene eEF1beta). Lineage: Eukaryota; Metazoa; Arthropoda; Insecta; Lepidoptera; Noctuidae. The record is from RefSeq and is a predicted model, not a curated record. Bases 85 to 756 code for a protein of 223 amino acids. Gene Ontology annotation, molecular function: guanyl-nucleotide exchange factor activity; translation elongation factor activity. The transcript has 3 exons. Gene Ontology annotation, cellular component: cytosol; eukaryotic translation elongation factor 1 complex. Gene Ontology annotation, biological process: translational elongation.
CAAAAUCCCUCUUUCUUUCCUUCUCGCUCACAUUGUGCCGGGGCGUGUGGUUGUAGCUAGAAAAGUAUAAUUUUUUAUAUAAAAAUGGCAGUAGGAGACGUAAAAACCGCUCAAGGCCUCAACGAACUCAACACAUACUUGGCCGAUAAAAGCUAUGUGUCAGGUUACGUUCCAACCCAAGCCGACUUCCAAGUGUUCGAGCAAGUCGGCAAGGCCCCGAGCAACAGCUUGCCUCAUGCCCUCCGGUGGUACAACCAAAUCGCGUCGUACUCUGCCGACGAGCGCAAGUCAUGGGCUGCUGGAGUGAGCCCACUGACCGCGGGCGGCAAGACCACCACAGCACCUGCCCCCGCCGCCAAGGACGAUGAUGAUGACGAUGUCGACCUAUUCGGCUCUGGUGAUGAGGAAGAGGAUGCAGAGGCAGCCAGAAUUCGUGAGGAACGUCUUAAAGCCUAUGCUGACAAGAAAUCCAAGAAACCCACCCUUAUUGCUAAGUCAUCUAUACUCCUUGACGUUAAGCCUUGGGAUGAUGAAACUGACAUGAAGGAGAUGGAGAAACUUGUCCGCACCAUCGAGAUGGACGGCCUCCUAUGGGGUGCCUCCAAACUUGUGCCAGUUGGAUACGGUAUCAACAAACUGCAGAUCAUGUGUGUCAUCGAGGAUGACAAGGUCUCUGUUGACCUUUUGACUGAGAAGAUCCAAGAAUACGAAGACUUUGUCCAAUCUGUUGAUAUUGCUGCAUUCAACAAAAUCUAAAAUGUGAAGCCUCCAUAAUUUUAAGAAUACUUUUCAAUAAAAUCAUUUUUUUCCACA